AUGGAAACUGAAGUUGUCCACAAUAUCAAUACUAUUGGUGUUUCACUUCCUGUUGAAAACGUGCAAGAACUAACUUCCAAGAACUUGAAAGAAAUCCCACAUCGGUACAUCCGACCUGAACUCAUUACAGAUGAUGUUUCAGUCAACGAUUCAUCACAAAUUCCAGUCAUUGAUAUGAGCAAGCUUGUUGCUGGCAACACUGAAUAUCAAACUGAAAUGUCGAAACUCCAUCAGGGUUGCAAGGAUUGGGGAUUCUUUCAGUUGACUAAUCAUGGAGCAACAACCGAAAUCGAAAACAUGAAGGUGUCUGUUCAGGAAUUCUUUAAACUGCCAUUAGAAGAGAAGAUGAUCUAUGCACAACAGCCAGGUAGUCUUGAAGGAUAUGGUCAAGCAUUCGUUAUGUCGGAAGAACAAAAGCUCGACUGGAAUGACAUGCUCUGCAUAUUUUCAGCUCCAGAAUCUGGAAGGAAUAUGAGAUUCUGGCCUAACAAUCCUAAAACUUUCAGGUCAAGCUUAGCGGAAUAUUCACGCGAGUUGCACCGAAUCUGCAUCAGCCUUUGUGAAUUGAUUGCCAGAAAUCUCGGGGUGGAAUUUAAGCAAUUCGUGGACAUGUAUCUGGAAUGCGCACAACCAAUACGAAUGGCCUACUAUCCGCCUUGCUCCAAAGCUGACAAGGUUAUCGGUUUCUCUCCACACUCUGAUAGUUCUCUCCUAACCUUAUUGGUUCAAGUCAAUGAAGUUGAAGGUCUCCAAAUCCGCAAAAAUGGUAAAUGGAUACCAAUCAAACCUCUUCCUGGAGCCAUCAUUGUUAACAUUGGUGAUGCGAUGGAGAUAAUGACCAAUGGGGAGUAUAGAAGCAUUGAGCACAGAGCUAUGGUGAAUUCUCAGAAGGAAAGGAUAUCCAUUGCCGCGUUUCAUAAUCCAAGUAUAGCAUCAACAAUCGGUCCGCUACCAGAUCUGGUGAAAGAAAAUGGAGCCAAAUACAAGACAGUGAAGUUCGAGGAUUAUAUGAAACAGUUUCUUGGCAGCAGACUAGACGGCAAAAGCAUGCUUGAUGCUGUGAAAAUACACAACUGA
This is a messenger RNA of Oldenlandia corymbosa var. corymbosa, 1077 nucleotides long. The record is from the annotation of a GenBank genome assembly. Lineage: Eukaryota; Viridiplantae; Streptophyta; Magnoliopsida; Gentianales; Rubiaceae.